Molecule: messenger RNA, 315 nt
Organism: Monascus purpureus
Lineage: Eukaryota; Fungi; Ascomycota; Eurotiomycetes; Eurotiales; Aspergillaceae
Source: the annotation of a GenBank genome assembly
AUGGGCCAUGGUUCACCGGGCGACCUGGUCCUCCACCAUUCACAGUAUCGACGCUAUUCCCGUACAUCUCCACAUCCAAUCUCUAUCUCCAGCACUAGCGGUGGCAAGCGAGAGCUGUACAUGAUGAUUGGCAUCGUGGGUUGGGGCCGAUCUCGACUGCCCGUCGGUCAAAGGAGAAUUUCGAGCCAACCAUUUCCCAACCAUAAGUCUCCGCUGCGACUCUUUUCAGCCCGCCCCCUGCCAGCUGGAAUCCGAAUCGAAGCCGCCGCCAAAUAUCUGGACGGAGUUGUGCUGACAGCCCGCAAUAUCUCCUAG